Molecule: messenger RNA, 1435 nt
Organism: Anneissia japonica
Lineage: Eukaryota; Metazoa; Echinodermata; Crinoidea; Comatulida; Comatulidae
Product: toll-like receptor 2
Exons: 3
Coding region: 1-732 (243 amino acids)
Biological process (GO): toll-like receptor signaling pathway; inflammatory response; immune response
Cellular component (GO): membrane
Molecular function (GO): transmembrane signaling receptor activity
Source: RefSeq, a predicted model, not a curated record
AUGACUGAUGAGAGUAAUCUAACCUAUUCCAGACACGGUUUGUUCUUAGAUAAAAGAGUACAUGAAAGCAUUUGUAGUAGUGAUUGGAACUUAUUUGAGUUUAUUGUCAUAUCUGGUGAAAUAUGUGGCAGUUUGUUGGGAGGAAACGGAUUAAAUGUUUAUCUGGAUCGAGUUUUAAUAAAUUGGUAUCUUUAUCAGCGGCAUCUUCUUCGUAAGCAAUACCAGAGACUUGCAGAUGAGGGGCUACCUCCCCUCGAUGGAGUCAACAUUCGCUUUGAUGUUUAUGUAUCUUACAGCCACGAGGAUUUAGACUGGGUUAUACAUGUGCUGCAACCAAAACUAGAGGGAGAUGUUCAUAACUUCAAACUUUGUCUUGAUUAUAGAGACUUUAUUGCUGGUGAUACAAUCUUCAACAACAUCAUUGAUUCUAUCAAGAGCAGUCAUAAAACAUUGCUAAUUGUCACCAAGUCAUUCAUCGCCAAUGAAUGGUGUUUCUUCGAAGUGGAGAUGGCAAGAACUAAAAUGUUCGAUGCAAAUGAAGACAGCCUCCUGAUCAUUCUGCUGGAGGAUGUUGAUGUGGCCCGCAUACCCAACUUUCUACGUUUGGUGAUGCAAACCAAAACGUAUCUCAAAUGGCCAGAGGAAGAAGAAGACAGAGCUAAGUUUUGGACCACACUUGCAGAGGUCUUAAGAACACCAAAUGCGCAUAAAGAUUGGUUGAUAAAAAACUAAAUUUAUGAAAACAAAGAUCAUGUAUGUGCUAGUCCCAUAGGUUGUGUCUUCAAGAUUUAAAAUAAUAAUGUGGUCUUUAAUUUAUGUAUCAGAAUAGUGCAAUUAGGUGAUUAGGAUCGAGCCUAUGUAGUUGUAUGUUUGAGAUCUACACCAAUGGUUCUCAAUCUUUUUGCAUUCACGGAUCCCCUGUGUCUAAGCAUUACUCAUUGUCGAUAUUAAAACAGAUUAUAGAUAUAAGAUCAUUCGCCUCAAAAGUACAACACUACACAAUUGCAAAUACUGAAAUUUGAAACAGAAACCAGAUCAGCCCCAUCAUGGGCGGGGGCUGAUACACAAUUUGAGAUUGCCGGAAAUGGCACCGUCAGACUCAAAAAUUGAAUUGAUUUUCUUUUACCACCAUUCAUUUUUAAUAUUUUGGCCUGAUUUUUAAAAUAUAUUGAAUAUCCAGGUGAAAGCAAUAUAAGACAGAACCAUAUGAAACAUACAAAAAAAGAUGUUCAUUACAUUAGGAUUGCCACUGUCAAGUGGCUCGCUAAUCACCAAACAUAUAAACUCUGAACAUCUUUACAUAUAAAAACACAGAACAUUUUAACAGAUCAGCAACAAAUAUUUAAAUUAAAAUAUAAUGCCAGUUAAAAUAAUUUACUUUGACUAACGUCUACGCCUAUGUCAAAGGUUUUUCGUUAUUGAUAAGGCAUCUAAU